Molecule: messenger RNA, 2145 nt
Organism: Auxenochlorella protothecoides
Lineage: Eukaryota; Viridiplantae; Chlorophyta; Trebouxiophyceae; Chlorellales; Chlorellaceae
Exons: 4
Coding region: 1-2145 (714 amino acids)
Source: RefSeq, a predicted model, not a curated record
AUGCACCCCCAGCUGCUGAGCCGGCGCGGGCAGGAGGCCCUGGGUCAGAUGGCCAGGUGUGUUGAACGUCCACCGGCCGUCCGACGGGCGGCCACCCUGGGCCUGGCGGCGCUGCUGGCCCGCGUGCCGGGGGAGGGUGCGGCGCGCGAGGGGGAGCGCCUGCUGGCCUCGGUAUGUAGUGGCGAGGAUGGCGGGACGCCAUCGCAGACCAAGGCUCUGCGCCGUGCGGUGGGCGGGGCCCUGCAUGCGUCCGAGUCCGUGGCAGCUGCACCAUAUAGGCCCCCCGCGGAGGCUUGGCGCCCCCUCGGCGACGCUCCGCCGCCGCCGGCAGAGCCAGAGACCGCGGCCCUGACGCUGGCCGGCGCGGGUCCCGGCGCCGCGCGGCCGACGGCUGCGCGGAAGCUGGUCGAGGCGCUGGCCAGCGCAGCGCUGGGCUCGCGCGGCGCCGCGCGGCAGGGCGCCGCCCGCGGCCUGUGCGUGCUGCUGGAGGGCGGGACCUUGGAGCCUGAGCUGGAAAGUGCAGCCCUGGAAGCCCUGGAGAAGCUGGUCAUCGCGGCGCGCUCUGACCGGGACGCCCGGGAGGCCUGCUGGCCGGUCGUGGCCCUGUGCCUCGACACCAUCGCCAUGCUUAAGAAACGGCAGCGCCGUGCCGUCUCCAGCACCCCCUCGCUCGUCAACUCCAUGCUGGGCAUGCUGCGCGCGGACCCGGGCCUGCGCCCCGGUCCCGCCGCCGCCAUGCUCCGCGCGCUGAGCUGCCUUAAGCGGCUGCCGCCGGGGUCGCAGCUGGGCGGCAUCCUCCGACGUGCACUGGGGAGAUCCGCCAGCGGCGACUCGACAAAGCCGGCCCCUGGCAAGGCUGUGGGCGAGGAAUGCAUGGUGCACCCCAACAACCCCCUCGUCCUAUGGUCCAGCGCCGUGGAACUCUUAGCCGAGCACCCGCGCUGGGCGCCGGACGCGGCGCUGCUCCUGCUGGACGGCCUGCGCGACGACGGCGAGGCAGAGGAGGCCGAUUCGAGAUCUGCUUCGCGCAUGGGCCGCCAAGAGACCCUGGCAGAGCCUGCCCAAGGACCGGCCCUGGGCCCCAUGCCCCGGGGUGCCCGCGUCGCAGCGCUGCAGGCGCUCCCCGGUUUCCUCUCGGUCGCCCCGGAGCCCACAGGGUCACUCCGUGGCGUGUGUGCCGCGGUGCUGUGUAGAGAGCAGGACUCCCCAUCCCGCCUGGCAGAGCUCCAUGCCCUGCUGACAUCCCUGCGCCGGCUCCAGAGCGGGCAGGCAGAGACCAGCUCGAGCGCGCCGGGCGUGCUUCCCAGAGCCGCUGCCGAGUGCGUGCUGCGCUCCGUCCUCGACCAGACUCCCCCGACGCUGCCCUUCCUCUCGCUGUCUGACGGAGCUUCCAUUGGGGGACCAGUGCCUGAUGGAGCCGAGGCCGAGGGAAAGGCCCUAUCGCAGGCCGCACCGGGGUGCUUCCCCUCAGGUGCCAUCGCGCGGUGCUGGGACAGCAUCAUGGCCUGCCUCGCCCUCAUUGAUCCUGCCGAGGUGGAGGGUGCGCUGGCGCAGCGGCUGCAUGGCCGGCCCGAUGCGGGGGCCGAGUUUGCGCUGGCGAGCGCCGUGGCACGCGGCAUCCUGCCUGGAGAUGCGCUGCAGCUGGGCCUGAACGCCGUCCUGUUCGACCCUGGCGCGGCGACCCCCGGCGGCGAGGCAAGCCAAGGUCGGGGCGGAGGCUCCCUGCACCGGAGGUGUGGCUGGGUAGCGCAGGCGGCGGCCCGGCUCGGCCCGGGGCAGCAGCGACACUGGGUGACUACCACAUGCCGCAUGGCCCAGGGGGCGACCUCCCGGAGGGCAGCACAAUGCCUGGUCUCCUGGCUGGGAUUGGCCGUGGCGGGUGACACCUGGCUCUGCGCCUUCCCCGACGGCAGCAGCAUGGAGGAGGGUGUCCUGGCUCUCCUGCCCCAGGCCCUGGGCGACCUGGUCUUGGACAAGGACUGGGCCCCUUGUGUGACCGAAGCGCUGGUGGGGCCCCUGCGCACCUUAUUCCCCACUCAGGACUACCUGCAGUGCCUCUUUGCCGCGAGGCGUGUGCUGCCCGGGUCCAUGUGGGAGGAGCUCCUCUCUGGCUGGGACGGUGAGCUAGCAGUGGCCGUUGAAUAA